CUUGCUACGUUGCUAAAUUUGAAUUGCACAAACAGCCGUCCCCGCGUUCACGCGUGUAGGAAGCCCUUGCUUUCACGUUUUGACCAACGCGCGCGUUGCUCACCCUUCGCCACACCUCCGAAAGCAUUAGUCGCUCGACAAUAUGCAGUCACUUCCAAGGAAGCAGGCAUGCGUGCAGACGCAGCGGCGCAGUGUCGGAGCGGUCGGCCGCCGCGCGGUCGUCAUUCGCGCGCAGGCCGCGCCUUCCGCGCCCUCCUCGUCUGUUGAGUCCAUCAGCGGCGUGCGCCAGGAGGUCGUGGACGCCAUCGCCAAGGCCCGGCACAACUGCCUGACCGCCACCCACCUGCCGCUGCCCAACCGCCGCCAGGGCAAGGUGCGCGACACGUACGACCUGGGCGACACGGUGGUGAUCGUGACCACCGACCGCCAGUCCGCCUUCGACCGCCUGCUGGCGUCCGUGCCCUUCAAGGGCGCCGUGCUCAACCAGACCGCCGCCUGGUGGCUGGGCGCCACCGCCCACAUCGCGCCCUCCGCGCUGCUGUCCUGCCCCGACCCCAACGUGGCCGUGAUGAAGAAGUGCGCCGUGUUCCCCGUGGAGUUCGUGUGCCGCGGCUUCAUGACAGGCUCCACGGACACCUCGCUGUGGACGCACUACAAGGCCGGCGCGCGCAGCUACUGCGGCAACGACUUCCCGGACGGCAUGCGCAAGAACGACCGGCUGGCGAGCAACGUGAUCACGCCCACCACCAAGGCCGAGGACCACGACGUGCCCAUCAGCCCCGCGGAGAUCGUGGCGCAGGGGCUCAUGACGCAGCAGGAGUGGGACACGGUGAGCUCCGCCGCGCUGCGCAUCUUCGAGUUCGGCCAGGCUGAGGCGGCCAAGCGCGGGCUGCUGCUGGUGGACACCAAGUACGAGUUCGGCAAGGACGCCAACGGUGUGAUUCACAUCAUUGACGAGGUGCACACGCCCGACUCCUCGCGCUACUGGCUGGCAGACACCUACGAGGCCCGCCACGCCGCCGGCCAGGAGCCCCAGAACAUCGACAAGGAGUUCCUGAGGCUGUGGUUCCGCGAGCGCUGCGACCCCUACAAGGACGCGGUGCUGCCCGAGGCGCCCGCCGAGCUGGUGUGCGAGCUGUCCAAGCGCUACGUGUACCUGUACGAGAAGAUCACGGGGCAGCCCUUCGCCGUGCCCGACCUGGACACGCCCAUCAACGACCGCAUCCUGGCCAACCUACAGAAGGCCGGCAUCUGCAAGUAGAGGGCGCUGGGAGGGAGAGGAUUUUGGGGGUUGGGGGAGGGAGAAGUAGCCUUCCAUGCACGGCGUGCGAGGCGGGGGGGGGAGAGGUGUUGGAAAGCCGCCGGGGGCUCAGUGGUUGGGUGAGCUGAGGAGGCGUGGUCGUUGGGCAUCUUGGUUUUUGGUGCGGGUGCGGUUGGCAUGUUGGCCGGCGGUGUUGGGGGCUUGUUGACGGGCGGGGACCGGCCUGUGGAGGCCUGGAGGGGCUGGGCUCGCGUGCCGUGCCGUGACGUACGGGACAUUGCGUGGGCGCUGUGUGCAGGAAUGUGUGUGUGUGCUGCUACAGUGGCCACAGCUGUGAGCCUUUCUUCGCAGAGCGCGUGCUUGACUGGACUCGACAGUAUGCCGUGGACCCCUUGGCAGUGGCUACAGUCAAGUCAAUCCGAGCUGGUGAACAGCUUUUAUUUGGCUGUGCCGCUGGCCGGAUAGCUUUAGUUGACAGAGAUGAGACCCUCGUGUACGUAGUUGGACGUGUGAGGCAGGGCAAGGACAGCCAUACGAGCCAAGAAGGAGCUGCAGAAGGCAACUGCUGAGAAAUGUUGACAUACUACUGUGCUGUGCAAGGGUGGUACUGUGCGGUGCGGUGGGGAUCUGGGCACGGGCAUGCAUGCAUGGGCGACUCUUGUUGCAUGGCUGCACGCACACAGCGGCACUUGCAUGUGACUCGUGCGGCUGCAUGCGCGCGGGGCCCGGCU
Molecule: messenger RNA, 1992 nt
Organism: Chlamydomonas reinhardtii
Lineage: Eukaryota; Viridiplantae; Chlorophyta; Chlorophyceae; Chlamydomonadales; Chlamydomonadaceae
Product: phosphoribosylaminoimidazolesuccinocarboxamide synthase
Exons: 8
Coding region: 143-1261 (372 amino acids)
Biological process (GO): 'de novo' IMP biosynthetic process
Cellular component (GO): chloroplast stroma; cytoplasm
Molecular function (GO): phosphoribosylaminoimidazolesuccinocarboxamide synthase activity
Source: RefSeq, a predicted model, not a curated record